AUGAAUCUCCUCUUGCUUCUCUUUACAGCUGUCCUCCACCUAGGGACAGCCUUAGAAGCACCCCCAUCAUCCAAUUCUCUCACCAACAAAAUCCACCACCUCAGAUCCCAACGCCGCUCCAAGCCCCUCCAAAAUAUUGAGACAAUCCCCCUCCCCCUCCUCGCGGUAACCGACAAUAUCACCCCCGAAUUUCAAGGGAAGUACUACAGCACCAACUGGGCCGGUGCUGUGAUUAAGAACCCACCCCCCAGCGCAACUUACACUUACAUCUCUGCAACCAUUGCCGUCCCAACCCCAACCCCAACCGACAAUAGCACAUACCAGGCUGCACCCGCAUGGGUUGGCAUUGACGGCGCCACCCACAUUGCUGCGAUUCCGCAAACAGGCGUGGAUCUGUAUGUGGUUGAUGGAAAACCGUACACUGAUGCCUGGUAUGAGUGGUAUCCAAACAUUGCGCUGUACUAUGAUGAGUUUGAGGUCAACCCAGGAGAUGUAAUUGUUACUUCUGUUAAUGUGACAGCGUCAAAUCGUGGCGUCUGCAUGGUUGAGAAUCGAAAUACCGGAGAGAUAGUGUCUAAGACGCUUUUAGCGCCGAAAAGUACAGCGACGUUAGCGGGGAUGAAUGCAGAAUGGGUGGUGGAGGAUUUUCAUUCUGGGGGUAAUCCGGUGCCGUUUGUGAAAUUUGAUCGUGUCUGGUUUGAGGGAUGUGCCACCUAUGCGGACGGAGAUAAGUAUGGGCUGGGAAAUGCUACGGUCUAUGAGUUGAUGCAGGAUAAUGUGAUGAUUGCUGAUGUUAGAGUCGUGGAUGCAGACAAGAUGGUUGUGACGCACUUCGCAGCAUAA
Aspergillus tanneri is the source of this 843-nucleotide messenger RNA. RefSeq names its product A4/G1 family peptidase. The coding region runs from base 1 to 843 and encodes 280 amino acids. Gene Ontology annotation, molecular function: glutamic-type endopeptidase activity. Lineage: Eukaryota; Fungi; Ascomycota; Eurotiomycetes; Eurotiales; Aspergillaceae. Gene Ontology annotation, biological process: proteolysis. The transcript has a single exon. The record is from RefSeq and is a predicted model, not a curated record.